GUCCAUACUCGUUUCUAUGACCAAGCGUGUAGAAUAAAACACGCUCUCUGUUUCUUUGAGGCGACUCACGUUUUCUCUCACUUCGCCGUGUUUCACCACCUGAAUGAGUAAUAAAUACAAUUCAGCAUAGCCAUGUCAGUUUCCGAGCCACAGCCAAUGGACUCCGGCGGAGCGGGAGGGUAUGGAGCCUUUUACCCGGCGGGAUACCAGGCGCUGCAACCGGAGGAGCACGGCCUAGAUCGCGGCUUCCGACUCACGGCCUUUUCCGAUAUGAAAGGAUGAGGGUGUAAAGUCCCGCAGGAGACUCUGCUCAAACUCCUGCAGGGACUAGAGCCUGACCGCCCGCCCGGAGAGGACGGCGGCUCGGGGACGGGUGUUGGAGACGAGACUGCUGAUUUCGGGCAACUUGUUUCAGUUCCCCAGGGUCCUCGACUAGGUAUUGGAAUGGACUCAUGUGUGAUCCCUCUGAGGCACGGGGGUCUCUCCCUGGUCCAAACCACAGAUUUCUUCUAUCCUUUAGUGGAGGAUCCUUACAUGAUGGGACGAAUUGCCUGUGCAAAUGUUCUGAGUGAUCUGUACGCUAUGGGCAUCACAGAGUGUGACAACAUGCUCAUGCUUCUCAGCGUCAGUCAGAAGAUGAAUGAGAAGGAGAAAGAGCUUGUGAUGCCUUUAAUGAUGAAGGGCUUCCGUGAUGCGGCGGAGGAGGGCGGGACUUCAGUAACCGGGGGACAAACAGUCAUCAAUCCCUGGAUCAUCGUCGGGGGCGUGGCCUCCGUUGUGUGCCAGCCCAACGAUUUCAUCAUGCCUGAAAGUGCUGUACCUGGAGAUGUGUUGGUUCUCACUAAACCUUUGGGAACUCAAGUAGCAGUGAAUGCCCAUCAGUGGCUGGAUAUACCUGAGAAAUGGAACAAGAUAAAGUUGGUGAUUUCCAAGGAGGAGGUGGAGCAAGCUUAUCAGGAGGCUAUGCUCAACAUGGCCACCCUCAAUCGCACUGCUGCAGCCUUAAUGCACAAAUUUAAUGCACAUGCUGCCACAGACAUCACAGGCUUUGGGAUCAUAGGUCACGCACGGAAUCUCGCCCAGCAGCAGAGAAAUGACGUUGCCUUUGUCAUUCACAACCUUCCCAUUAUCUCCAAAAUGGCCGCAAUCAGCAAAGCUGGUGGCAACCUAUUUGGGCUUUUGCAGGGCACCUCUUCUGAAACCUCAGGUGGCCUGUUGAUCUGCUUGCCACGGGAGCAGGCAGCCCGGUUUUGCGCUGAGAUGAAAUCCAGUCGUGUGGGUUUGUCGGGAGCAGUGGGGCAGGAUGGAGGGGUGGGCGAUGGGCAACAGGCUUGGAUCAUUGGCAUCGUGGAGAAGGGCAGUCGCUGCGCCCGCAUCAUCGACAAACCUCGGAUCAUAGAGGUCCCGUACCGUGGCUCUGUGGUCAACGCGCAGGAGGCGAGCAACAAUAAUGCUAGUCCUCCUCAGGUUCAGCAGACAUAACAACUCCACAACGCCACAGGGGGUCUCUCAGUGAUCAUUAUUCUUUACCCCUGACCCUUACUAUGAUGAUCGAUUUGAAUGUGUGUGCUCAUAACAGACAUGGUGUUUGUGAAGGACAGAGCGUGUAUGGUUACUCUUGCUGUCCAUUCCUUCCCCCCGUUCAACCAAAGGGUUGAGAGCAACAGACCAAAAAUAUUUUAACUGACCUGGUGGGAGAUGGAAUGGACAAGCUAACGUAUUUUCAUCUCUCAUUCUCUUUUCCAACUCAUUCUUUCAAACACACACACACACACACACACACACACACACACACACACACACACACACACACACACACACACACACACAGCUCCACUCUGUUUUCUUUUUUUUCCCCUUGGUUGACUGUUUUUCAAUGUUUAACAGCUAUUCUUUAAAAGAAUAGUUCACCAAAACCAUAAAAGCUAACUUAAGUUAUUAACCCUUAUGUUGCUUUAAAUCUGUAUGCUGCUAUUUGCUAAUUUUUGUUUUAUUUUUGUUGAACACAAAAGGAGGAAUUUCAGGCAGACAUUUUUCUAUAAAAAACAGUGAAAUCGGUCCUUCUGCACUAUAUUUCAAGUCUUUUAGAGGCCACUGCAAAAAGUGAUUUUGUCUUAUAUUCCAGUAUGAAUAUCAAAUCAUUCUUAAAUUAAGAAACAUUUUCUUGAGAAGCAAAAAAACAUCUUGUUUAUGGAAAAAGUAUAAAAAAGAAGUGAUUUUAUACUUAAAACAAGAGAAAAAUGUUAAUGGGGUAAGAAAAAUAACCCUGUUUUUGUAGUUUUCUUACCCCGUUGGCUGAUUCGUUUUUCAUUUAA
Molecule: messenger RNA, 2315 nt
Organism: Rhinichthys klamathensis goyatoka
Lineage: Eukaryota; Metazoa; Chordata; Actinopteri; Cypriniformes; Leuciscidae
Gene: sephs3
Product: selenophosphate synthetase 3
Exons: 8
Biological process (GO): L-selenocysteine biosynthetic process
Cellular component (GO): cytoplasm
Molecular function (GO): ATP binding; selenide, water dikinase activity
Source: RefSeq, a predicted model, not a curated record